AGAAGAUCCUCAAUCACUCAUGAAACAGCCAAUAUAUACACAAGAUACGAGUUACUCCAGUGAUUCAGAGAGUCUUUUCUCCUGCAAUACGUUUAAGGCUCCUGAAAGGAGUGGAUGCAGCCAAAAUAAUCAUCAUCUGAAACAUAAUUCUACUUCAAAAGAGUUAAUGGGGUGGGCCUCAAGAUUAGAGUUAGAAUCUAUUACAUUGAAGGAUACUAUCAAUGAUGAAAUUGUCGGGACAUUAGCUCUGAUCAAGAAAUCAUUGAAUGAAGUUUAUCUGAAUCUACUGAAGAGAAUUGAUGACAUAGAAUCAUCACUACUGACAACAAAAUUACAAGAAGUUGUCAAUCAAUUAAAACAUAGAAACACGACAAAUGAUGAAACAUUGGAAGAAGUGAAGGAAGAAUUACAAGCUAUAGUUACGAGUCAGGCUAGUCAAUUACUGAUCAAUCGUACUCAUUCUAAGGAAAUACAAGAAUUAACAAAAGCUAUAGAAAAUUGGUCCAAUAUAUUUCCACAAAUUAAGUUAGAAUCUGAGAUUCUGACACAACAAUCAGUAGUUGAGAAGACUUCACAAGAAGUUAGUCAAAUUAAACAGUAUCUACAAUUAUUACUUCCUCGGGUUAUGGGUAUAGAAAAUCACUAUAAACAACUCGUAACAACUUACGACCAUUUAAUUUCUACUCCUAGUCCCGUCUCUGAAUCGGAAUCCAAAAGAUCACUAAACCAAAAACUAAACCUUAAUGGAACUUGUAUCAAAAGAAGGCGAUUAUUAUGAAAUUACACUUUAUUCUAACAAGUCUUUCGGCUAUUUCUCCCGGUGUGUAUGGUUAAAAUUUUUUAACGGCUUUUUCGAUGCGGUGCCGCGCGCGCUCGCAGUUUCCAUUUGCAUCCAUUGUCUCAUCUGCGACCCUUUCCAGAAUCUAUCUGGGAAGAUUCUAUUUUGCAGAACUAGC
Molecule: messenger RNA, 956 nt
Organism: Scheffersomyces amazonensis
Lineage: Eukaryota; Fungi; Ascomycota; Pichiomycetes; Serinales; Debaryomycetaceae
Exons: 1
Coding region: 20-778 (252 amino acids)
Biological process (GO): reciprocal meiotic recombination
Cellular component (GO): condensed nuclear chromosome
Source: RefSeq, a predicted model, not a curated record